This is a messenger RNA of Pseudo-nitzschia multistriata, 1503 nucleotides long. The record is from the annotation of a GenBank genome assembly. NCBI's taxonomy places the organism in Eukaryota, Bacillariophyta, Bacillariophyceae, Bacillariales, Bacillariaceae.
CAUUCUCAUAACCCCAACAAUCAUCGCGAGCAAUUUGUCCGACCAAUAUAUCCACAACGACACGACGAAAACAAGAUGCCUUACUCCUCURCCGAUGGACACGUCGUCGCCAACAAAAACAACAAUACAAACUCCGUAUCGAAACGAUUGCACCAUMAGUACUACACGAAGUCUCAAACAUCGCCACUGGUCAGAGUCGCCAUGAUUGCGUCUACUCUGGCCGUAGUUGCCGGCAGRGCUGUGGCAUUUUCGUCGAACAAUGCGAGAUCCACUUUUCUCCGACGGCACUCCAAUAUAUCGAGGCAAUGGGCGACAAAGGGCUUGUGCUUCGACGCGCCCCGAUACACCCGGGGAUUGUUUAUGGCGGCCAUGACGGAGGCAGACGRAGCCGCGGACAUCGACAUCGAUCGCACCUGGAACCUAGGAGGCCUCCGAAAGGAAGUCACCCGUUUGACCCUUCGAUGCCACAAGAAGACAGGAAAAGCAAACCAGCGACUCCAGAAAGCCCAGGAYGAAGUGGAGCGACUGACUGGAUCCGACGAUGUGUCGAUGGAAGAAUUGGAGAAGUGUCCGAACCUGGACGAGCUGGAAGCCCAGGUGGAGGAACUCCGAACCCGGCUUGCGCAACUAAACSAGUUGGAGGAGUUGUUGGCAGACGUGAAGGGAAAGAACGUUGUCCUACCCGAAGAAAUUGCAUCGCUAGCAAUUGCUCUGGAAGUCAACGACGAGCCUCCAAAACGACAGGAACGAGGUCCCAAGAAGAAAAAAGGUCCCAGGGUCAUGAAUUCGUUCCGCCUUCCAUACCGUCGAUUCUAUACCGCAAACAAAACGGAAAUCCGGGUAAGUGUUUCGUUUUUCAGCAGUUACAGGUUGCCCUGCCCGUUACAACUGGUYAUCCUUUUCUGACAACCGAUGUCCCCGGUAUUCUGCSCGUAUUUUUCUCUCAGGUCGGAAAACAAGCAGAGGACAACGAUGAGCUAUCCAUCAAACCCGAACACAGAGAUGGAGCAGACUGGUGGAUGCAGUACGUGUCAAAUUGUUUAAUUUGAAAACGCUGUUGGUGUGGCCCUCGAACCAAAAUAGAGGCGUGUUUGCUGGAUAUUCUUCCCCCCUCGCCUUUUUCUUUCUCACCGUGGCUCACAAACAAACUUGUUGUUGCGAAAUUACAUCUCCAGCGCCUCGGGCUGCCCCGGAAGCCAUGUGGUGAUCCGUUGCCACGAUCAGAAUCUGAAUGACGAGGUCGUCAUGGACGCGGCAGCGCUAGCAGCCCGGCAAUCCAAGUGCAGCGGUGGCGUCAUCAAGGUCAGUUUGACGCGGGCCCGCGACGUCAAAAAGCCUCCGGGUGCCAAGGCUGGACUGGUCAUGCUGACGGGCAAUGUUCGCACCGUCUCCGUCAACAUGAAACAGGCCCAGGAGCGCCUCGAUCGACUCGACAAAACAGUGCUCGUGAAUUAGCCUUUACCGUACUCAGUGGGGUAUUACAAAGAAACCACCUAGCAUGCA